Molecule: messenger RNA, 606 nt
Organism: Galendromus occidentalis (western predatory mite)
Lineage: Eukaryota; Metazoa; Arthropoda; Arachnida; Mesostigmata; Phytoseiidae
Exons: 1
Coding region: 1-606 (201 amino acids)
Source: RefSeq, a predicted model, not a curated record
AUGGCCAGGUUUUUCGUCGGCGCAUGCCUCAUCGCUACGGCAUCUGGAUUCGUGUGCCUUUCGGCGGAGGAACAAGCUGAAGUAGGGCAAGACAUCACGUCGUGCCUGCGUCGAGGGCUCGAGCUCCACGAGCCCUUCGAAAUUUUCGGCGGUAAAAAAGGGGGUCUCUCGUUCCACGACGGCCUUCUGUACAACGUGCACAAAUUCCGGAACCGAAUCCCACCGCAAGUCGGUUGUACCAACGGGCAUGUCGGCAUCGAACUCUUGCUCAGUUUCAACGAGACCAAAGUGCAUUAUACGUGGAAAACCGUCGGUCUGCCUUUCAAAGGCGGUACGUGGACCUUCGUUCGCCAGGCGACCGUUGCGAUUUCGCUCACUUCACCCAUACACGGUAGGAUGCCGGUGACUUUCAAGGAGCUGCGAAUGACCGAGUACUUCGCACCCUCGGUGCGGGUGGAUGGAAUUCAACCCUUUUCGUGGCUUGCCUCUGAAAUCGGAACAUUCGUCGCGAAGAGCAGCAGUGCGCUCCUCAAGCAAUUCAUGGAGAAGAACUACAUCAAAGUCUUCGAAAACGCUUUCGACCAGUGCUUCAUCAGGUCGUCGUGA